Molecule: messenger RNA, 1157 nt
Organism: Lotus japonicus
Lineage: Eukaryota; Viridiplantae; Streptophyta; Magnoliopsida; Fabales; Fabaceae
Product: 40S ribosomal protein S8
Exons: 5
Coding region: 154-810 (218 amino acids)
Biological process (GO): translation; maturation of SSU-rRNA from tricistronic rRNA transcript (SSU-rRNA, 5.8S rRNA, LSU-rRNA)
Cellular component (GO): cytosolic small ribosomal subunit; ribosome
Molecular function (GO): structural constituent of ribosome
Source: RefSeq, a predicted model, not a curated record
UGUGGGCUGCAAUUUAAGUCGUGGAUCCAUCUUGGCCCAAUGAGUGUUUCUCAUUAACCCUAGCUGCUCUCUACUCAUCUUCUUCCUCCUCCUCUGAAAGUCUCUUGGUAGAGCUCGCAGCGGCACCACUGUUCUCUGCUUCGUCGACCGAAAAUGGGUAUCUCUCGUGAUUCCAUGCACAAGAGGCGCGCCACUGGUGGUAAAAAGAAGGCUUGGAGGAAGAAGAGAAAGUAUGAGCUCGGGAGGCAACCAGCUAACACCAAGCUUUCAAGCAACAAAACUGUUAGGAGGAUUAGGGUUCGAGGUGGGAAUGUGAAGUGGCGUGCGUUGAGGCUUGAUACUGGAAACUUCUCCUGGGGGAGUGAAACUGUGACCCGCAAAACUAGAAUUCUUGAUGUGGUGUAUAAUGCAUCCAACAAUGAGCUGGUUCGUACUCAGACAUUGGUCAAGGGUGCCAUUAUUCAGGUUGAUGCAGCUCCUUUCAAGCAGUGGUAUCUCCAACAUUAUGGUGUUGACCUUGGUCGCAAGAAGAAGGGUGCAACUGCUGCCAAGAAGGAAGGAGAGGAUGUUGAAACUGCCACUGAGGAGGCAAAAAAGAGCAACCAUGUCUUAAGAAAAUUGGAAAAGCGUACAGAGAACCGGACACUUGAUGCUCAUAUUGAAGAACAAUUUGGAGGUGGCCGCCUUUUAGCCUGUAUCUCAUCCCGACCCGGUCAAUGUGGUCGUUCUGAUGGAUAUAUAUUAGAAGGCAAAGAGCUAGAAUUCUACAUGAAGAAGCUUCAGAAGAAGAAGGGCAAGGGUGCUGCGUAAGCUCUGUUCGCACAUCUCAGACACAACCGAAUGAUCAGUUUUGCCUGGAGGUCUGCUUUCUUGGGCAGGGAGGGGUUUAUGGGAGUCAACAUAGGCCAGAACGCUUAUAUUUGUUUACUUGUAGAGACUGUUUAAAUUGGUUACCUCCAUUACGACUUAGUGUGUUUGUUUUAAAGUUGAGACUAAAAUUACUUCAUCAUUCAGAGCAAAAUGAGGUUUUGGGUAAAUCUGCUUGUGUUCUCAAGUAUGCUCUUGCGUAUCGAAAGCUCAAUUGAACGAAAGUAGAUGUUGAGCUCCUUUUUUAAAUUGAAACAUUUACGCAAUUACAUUAUCCCUCUCAUUACUCA